AUGUUUAGCCAGAAUGGCAAACAAUUAACAGUGUUAAACAAUUUUAAAUUCAAAUUUAAAUAUGAAUCAAAAAUAAGUGGUUAUAAAACGUGGGAAUGCACUAAUAAAUCAUGCAAGGUCAAAUUGGUGUUCAACAAGGAAAAAACUCUAAUACAAGAAAAAUCAGUUUUGGAUCAUACUCAUGAAGCAGAUUCUACAAUUGAACGUCAAGCAGUAAGUAAUAGUAUCAAACGAAAAAUAUCUGAAAGCAAUAUAAACGAAAUGCCAUCUAAAAUAAUAAGAAAAGAACUUCGUAGUUUAGAAAACGAUACACAAUUACUGACUAAUGAUUUUUUAUAUAUUCGUAGAAAUUUAUAUAAUAAAAAAACCAAAUAUCACCCACCACUUCCCAAGAAUAUUAAUGAAGUACAUGAAGUUCUAAUAAAUAUGAAUAUUACGACUAACAAAAACGAAAACUUAUUGCUAAUAAAUGACAAGGAAACAAAUAUAAUUAUAUUUACAUGUCUCACAAAUUUAAAAUACUUAUGUUCUAUGGAAAAAGUUUUUAUGGACGGAACAUUCUAG
Molecule: messenger RNA, 564 nt
Organism: Macrosiphum euphorbiae (potato aphid)
Lineage: Eukaryota; Metazoa; Arthropoda; Insecta; Hemiptera; Aphididae
Source: the annotation of a GenBank genome assembly